Metarhizium acridum CQMa 102 is the source of this 3189-nucleotide messenger RNA. The record is from RefSeq and is a predicted model, not a curated record. NCBI's taxonomy places the organism in Eukaryota, Fungi, Ascomycota, Sordariomycetes, Hypocreales, Clavicipitaceae.
AUGGAUCCGGGACCAGACGGCAAACGUCCUCGCUUUGGGUCGUGGUCUGCUUCUCCAACUGGAACCCCCCUUCCUCAACCUCACAUCUCAACAACACCACGGUCUCAUCAUACUCAAGCUCCCCACCCGCCGCCGCCUCCCCCUCCCCCUCCAGUCUCUCACUCGCAUCAUCAUCCUGGACCAGGCACAUAUCAACAACAAUAUCCGCCCCGAGCAGCCGAACUUGGAUCCGGCCCUCCAGCUCCAGUGCCUAUACAUGGUCAUGCGCAGUCUCCUCUUCCUGAUCACGACCGGCGACAACACGAUCAGGAAACCCUUGCCCCCAUGCAAGACCACUUUCGCCAGCCGGGUCAUCCUCCCCAACAACAGCCUCAUCACCCAAGCCAACCGCCGUCACCCGCUCAUCCUGCAUAUCGUCAAUAUCCUCCCAGAGACUCGGCCAUAAAACGAGAGUCCGGCGAAGAUCCGAGGCGCUCAAACUCCGCUGGAGGACAUGCGCCAGACUCUAUACCCCAUACGCCACAUCCCAGCUCAGUCUCGCAUCCUCCUCCGCCGCACCAAACCGCAUCAGCAUAUCCACCAGAGGGCCAACAGCGUCAUAUGGGCUAUGAAAAUGGACCUUCGGUGCCUCCCACCCCAGGAGUGUAUCGCCCUGCCAGCUACCCGCCGCCAACGCCGGCUCACCAGCCUUCUUACGAGUCCCAUGCAAGCUAUCCUCCAGCAACAGAGCCGUUCUAUGGCGUAUACACAUCCUCUGCCGCUUCAAAGAAGAAGAACACGAGAGCAUCGCAGGCUUGUGAUCAGUGCCGACAGCUCAAGGCUAAAUGCGACGAGACAAAGCCCUGCAAAACAUGCCGCGAUAAAGGAACAGAGUGCCGGUACCGCGACCCGGUACCUAAAGCGACUGAUAAAGCUCAAGCUGAUAUUCUCGAGGGCAUUACCAUGGUCCAGCACAGCAUUGCCAGUUUGAUGGAGCAAGUUGGACGUAUGGACAGCCGGAUGACCAAGCUGGAAGCUUCUGUCGGCGGCCAUCCAAAUGGUAGUUUGGUGAAGAUGGACCCAGUUGCGGAAGAAGAGCAGCUCAAAGCGCUGCGAAGAAGCCCUUUUGGCGACGAAUCUGAGACGGCGCAUCAGUUCUACAAUAGCGGCGGCACUCGUGAUUUCUUGGAUGCUGGUGUCGAGCGUGCGCCCCUGGAAAUGAUGGCCGAAGAUGAAUUGGAGGCAGAGCCAGGACCGCCAGUGCCUCCCGGAGAGCCUGCGAUCCCCAUCAACCAUACUACGCCUGCUGGGUUGCUUCUGGACUGGCCGUGUAUCAGUGACAUUGUCAGGCCACACUUGGAAGCCGAGGGUAUUCGACACAUCACGGAAUAUCCUAUCAGCCAAGAGCAAAAUCGCGGUGUGCUCAUUGUAUACGGUCGUGGCGAAGACGCGCAUCCUUCGCGGCAUUUGAGGGAAAUCACAGACCACGGCCAACUUGACAUGGGAGACGAGUCCUCUGACACAGCAUCUCCGUCCCCUGCUGCUGAUUGGGGACACCUCGGUGGACUGAGCCCUGCUGACCAAGUGGUAGAGUAUAAGGGGGGUGUAUUGGCGAGUGACGGGAACCCCGACUUCUCCGAAGAUAAAGUUUGGGCCUAUGUGAAGAGCUUCAAAGAUCAUAUUUUAAACAUGCAUCCAAUCAUUCAACCCAAAGUACUCCGCGAAUGGGUGCACCAUUUUUUGGAUACCUUGCCACCAAGAUCAACAUAUUCAAAAUUUCACAAGCCUUCCAAAGGCGCCUCCUUCGCGGUAGGUAGCAUAACCCCAAAUAUGGUGACGGAGAUUGCAGGAUCGAAACGCAAAAGGUCACCCGCACCCGACGGACCCGAAGUUCCUUCAACGCCGACCACGGGGAAAGCUGGCAGACCCGAGAGAUCAAUACAUAAUGCGCUUGUCCUCACCAUCCUCGCCUUGGGCAAAAUUUGUAUGCACAGAGACCGAGUUUACGACGCCGUCCAUCAGGUUGAUCCUUUGCCUCAUGGGAGUCCGUCCGCUAGGAAUGGAAUUCCACCGUCUCCUAGCCAGUGCUCACCCCCGAGCAUCUCAUCCCACUCCCUCUCAUCGGGAGGUCUGGCGGUGUCCCCGAAGGAGGCAGAGCGAGGAUUACAGAGCAGGCGGUCAUCGAUUCAUGGUGGGAGUACAGGAACCUCAAGAGGCGGCCUUGGAUUGAAGAAGAACUACGAGGCUAUUCCGGGCUUGGAGUACUUUGCGUUUGCCACCGACAUACUUGGGAAUCAUACAGGCGCCUAUAAAAACAUGAAGAACGUCUACGCCUUGAUUUUUGCUGGAAUAUAUCACGGGCAACUUGCCCGUCCUUUGGAAAGCUUUGCGUUUAUUCAUCAAGCUAGCCAUAAGUUGCAGGUCAUCAUGAGACCGAGCCUGGAUAAGCUGCGUCGAAUCAAGAACACAGAUUUGUCAAUGAUACAAGAGCCGAGGUAUAACCAACUGGCUUUGACCUUUUGGACUUGCUUGCAACUGGAAAGCGAUCUCAUCGCAGAGCUGCAACUUCCUCCUUCAGGAUUGCUCUCCUAUGAAGAAAAUAUGCCGCAUCCAAAUAUGAGCCUGUUGAGUGGAUUUGAUCAGAGGGUUCUCGACAGUUACUUGGCGCAGUUGUAUCUUCGAACGCACCUGAACAGCAUUCACCGCAUGUUUUACGCCCCAGACAACAAGAAUGUCAAGGAAGCAGAAUCAAAGGAGCUAGACCCCAAGUUCAACAAUGUUGGGCUAGUCGCCGAUGCUGUGUCAAACAUGCAGUGGGUUGCACGGAGUUUUGCCUUCAAGGAAGAUGAUCCCCCGGCAGACGACCUUCUCGCAGCCCGACUGCGGGCCAAAUAUUGGGGCGCUCAAGUCAUCACAUACCGGCCCUUUAUUCGACAAAUCCUGCAGUGGUCAGAGAAGAUGCAAAAGCAUCCAUCAAGUCCGAACCCGCAGGCCGUAUCCGAAUUCCGACAAGGCGUCGCGGCGCCGGUUAUCGACCCAUCAGCCAAGUCUCGGAACGAUAUUCAACCAAUGGUGAUCGAAUAUGCGAAGAGAGGCAUCAAAGCGUUGAUUGAGAGCACGCGGGCAUUCCACGGUUUAGGAUCGGAGCGACCAAUCAUUACCAAUGUCUUUGGAACCGCGCAUGCUCAAGCACGGCGACGAGCUCCCUAA